AUGUUUAAAGAAAAAGAUGCUUAUAGGGUCUCGACGGCACCUAGUGUCAAAUCAGAAGGACAGCUAUCUGUCGCUGCGUCCCGUAUGAUCGAGGAAAAUAUGGCAUUGUCUCCAUAUGGAACAUUUCGUGGCCAGAAAACGUUGGAAAGAGGCUUGAAACUGAGACAUGUCCAAUUGAUUGCCUUGGGUGGUGGUAUAGGAACUGGUCUUUUCGUUGGUACCGGUUCUGCUUUGGGAGCCUGUGGUCCCGCUGCUGUGUUUCUCAGUUAUAUUUUCAUGUCGUUUGUGAUUUGGAUGGUGAUGAAUAUGAUGGCAGAAAUGGUUACGUUUUUGCCAGUUCCUGGUAACACAGCGCAAAACUUUGUCACCAGUUACUUUGACGAAUCUUUGGGGUUUGCUAUUGGUUACAAUUACUGGUAUGCAUUUUCCAUUUUGGUGGCAGCAGAAGUCACGGCGGCUGCUAUUGUUAUUGAAUAUUGGACUACAAAGGUGCACAUAGCAGUUUGGAUCUCCAUAUUCUUGGUGUUGAUCUUUGUACUCAACAUGAGCUCAGUGAAAUAUUUUGGAGAAGCUGAGUUUUGGUUUGCUUCAUUAAAGUUGAUAGCAAUCGUUGGCUUGAUAAUACUUGGAGUUGUGUUAUUUUUUGGAGGUGGUCCUAAUCAUGACCGUUUGGGGUUCCGCUACUGGAAGCAUGGCAAGGCGUUCCAGCAACAUCUUGUUGGUGGCUCAACUGGUAGAUUUUUAUCUGUUUGGACCGCCAUAGUCAAGUCUGGUUUCUCUUUCAUUUGUACUCCAGAAUUGGUGACUGCUGCUGGUGGUGAAUGUAUUGCUCCAAGAAGAAACAUCCCCAAGGCUGCUAACAGAAUGAUCUACAGAUUAGCCACUUUUUACAUUUUGGGUUCGUUGGUUCUUGGAGUAAUCUGUGACUCGAGUAGCAAGAGAUUGAUGUCUGCCUCCAGUGAUGCAUCUGCUUCUCCGUUUGUCAUUGGUAUUCAGAACGCAGGUAUUCCCGUCUUGAACCAUAUUAUCAACGCCGUGAUUUUGACUUCUGCUGCCUCUGCCGGUAACUCUUUCUUAUACUCGGCUUCCAGAGCUUUGUACACUAUGGCAUUGAAAAAGAAGGCACCCAGAAUUUUCACAACGGUAAACAAAUUCGGUGUUCCAUACUACUGUGUCUUGAUCUCUUGGGCUGUGGGAUGCCUUGCAUACCUUAAUGUGUCUAGUGGAUCUUCAAGUGUGUUUGCUUGGUUCUCAAAUAUUUCCACAAUCUCCGGCUUUGUAAGUUGGAUUGCAGUUGCUUUUGCUUAUCUCAGAUGGAGAAAGGCAAUUGUGUAUCAUGGACUCAGCGAACGGGUUUCGUACAGAACCGUUUUGCAACCAUACGGCGCAUACUUUGUCAUAUGCUUCAUUGGUCUCUUGACAAUUACAAACGGUUACGCUGUAUUUUUCGAUUUCGCCGCCGGCGACUUCAUUGCUGCUUACAUUACUUUGCCAAUCGUUCUUGUCCUCUAUGUGGGCCACCAAACUUACGUAUACUACCGCGAUGGAAGAUUGACUUUUGUUAAGCCAUUGCACGAAAUCGACUUGAUAACAAACUUGGAUGCCGUCGAAGAAGAAGAUGCCAUGAUUCCGCCCCGCGUACCCAAAAACUUUUUGGAACGGGUGUGGUUCUGGAUCGCCUAG
This is a messenger RNA of Meyerozyma guilliermondii ATCC 6260, 1683 nucleotides long. RefSeq lists its product as uncharacterized. The transcript has a single exon. Gene Ontology annotation, molecular function: amino acid transmembrane transporter activity. Lineage: Eukaryota; Fungi; Ascomycota; Pichiomycetes; Serinales; Debaryomycetaceae. The record is from RefSeq and is a predicted model, not a curated record. Gene Ontology annotation, cellular component: membrane. Gene Ontology annotation, biological process: amino acid transmembrane transport. The coding region runs from base 1 to 1683 and encodes 560 amino acids.